GGGGGACAGAAUGUAAAGGCGACUUCUGUACCUGGAAAGGAAGAAACGUGAAAAAGACAUACACGAUUUAAUUAACAAACAGCGGACCCGAUCGGAUCAUUCGUAGCAAGACGAUUUGAGUGGCAUCGUCCCCACGGACUCGUCACACAGAAACCGGUUACGCUGCAUCAGAAACGUAAGAAGGUCCCAUCCAUGGAUGAUGAUCACAGUAAAGGUAACAACACCACAGUCGACUCUGCCAAAGCCGACCGAUCCAUUUGGCUUAUGAAGUGUCCGCCUGUUGUAUCUAAGGCCUGGCAAUCCUCCGCCGCCUCCGGCGACUCGCCGCCCCUCGCCAAAGUCGUCGUCUCCCUCGAUCCUCUCCAAUCCGAGGACCCGUCCGCUCUUCAAUUUACCAUGGAGAUGGCGGGGAAUGAGGUUGUGAACAUGCCCAAGAGUUACUCUCUCAAUAUGUUUAAGGAUUUUGUUCCCAUGUGUGUUUUCUCCCAGACAAAUCAAGGAAGAAUUGCUGUGGAAGGGAAAAUGGAGCACAAAUUUGACAUGAAGCCCCACCAUGAGAACAUUGAAGAGUACAGAAAAAUGUGCCGGGAAAGGACAAAUAAGUCCAUGAUCAAGAAUAGACAAGUCCAGGUAAUUAAUAAUGAUAAUGGUGUGCACAUGAGGCCCAUGCCUGGGAUGAUGGGCUUCAUUACGUCAACUUCAAAGGAUAAGAAGAAAGCAGCUCCAGUUAAGAGUUCAGAAGUGAAAAGAACCAGAAGGGAUCGUGGGGAGCUGGAAGAUAUCAUGUUUAAGCUUUUUGAAAGGCAACCUAAUUGGGCUCUGAAGCAGCUUGUUCAGGAGACUGAUCAACCGGCGCAAUUUUUGAAGGAGAUCUUGAAUGAGCUCUGUGUAUACAAUAAAAGGGGAACGAACCAAGGUACAUAUGAGCUCAAGCCAGAGUACAAGAAAUCUGUCGUGGAUACCGGUGCCGUCUAAUGACUGGCAUCAUUGUAUAUUAGAUUGCAAAUGAAGAGAAAUUAUUGUUAUUUUAAGAAAAGGAGACCAGUCUUUAGUGCUGCAUAUCUGUCCCUUAAGAUGUGGUGACAUGGGUGGAUAUACUAGUCUCGCGGAACUCAAGAAAGGAAUAGAGUGAUGUCAAAGAAGCGUGUAGUUGCUAACCAUAGAUCGUGUAUAUUUAUGGAUUAAGUUGCCACCUAUUUUUACUUCAUUGAAUGCUCAUCAGAGUUAGUUUCUUGGUAAAUUAUGCUUGACAUUGUUUCUCUUCUCUUUA
Messenger RNA from Sesamum indicum (sesame), 1270 nucleotides. RefSeq names its product transcription initiation factor IIF subunit beta. Gene Ontology annotation, biological process: transcription by RNA polymerase II; transcription initiation at RNA polymerase II promoter. The record is from RefSeq and is a predicted model, not a curated record. Lineage: Eukaryota; Viridiplantae; Streptophyta; Magnoliopsida; Lamiales; Pedaliaceae. Gene Ontology annotation, cellular component: transcription factor TFIIF complex.